Molecule: messenger RNA, 6693 nt
Organism: Biomphalaria glabrata
Lineage: Eukaryota; Metazoa; Mollusca; Gastropoda; Planorbidae
Product: putative protocadherin beta-18
Exons: 10
Coding region: 453-3809 (1118 amino acids)
Biological process (GO): homophilic cell-cell adhesion
Cellular component (GO): plasma membrane
Molecular function (GO): calcium ion binding
Source: RefSeq, a predicted model, not a curated record
UACGGUGUAUUUUUUGUAUCGGAGAGAGAAAAGGAGAGAUAACUAGACAGGGGUCAGUCGGCAGUCGCUUCCCUUGUUGCUUGUGUUUGGCGGUGUGGACUAGAGGACGUUUCUUGUGUGGGUACUUGUGGCUAGGGUCAAACCCACACAUCAGUACUGCAGGUGUUUUAGCGUGUGGAUAUAGCGGGAAGUGCUGGAUAACAGGAUUAUAUUAGUGGAUGACACUGGAUAUCACUUGGUACAAGUAGUUUGGAUAUUGAUUUCUUUGAUUCUGUGAGUUUAUUUCAUCGACUGAGCCUCAAUAUUGAGAUACACAUGUCAUGUGCUAGACAACGGAGGGUUAACAUGAAUUCAAGACUACUGAAGGAGUAAAGUUAAAAAUUAAAAAAAAAGGAAGUUUAUAACGUGAGAACCUCUGACUUUGUUACUUUGACUACAGUGGACACCGUACAAUGGAUGCACGAAGUUUUUCCUUGAGCAGUGGAUUACUUGUUGCUCUGGUCUGUGUCAUUUCGUUGAUCCACGUGACUUUCAGUGACCCCAAUGUGGAGUUUACUUUGGAGGAAGAGAAAGUCGUAGGCACAGAAGUGGGCAGUCUUGGAGACGACACUGUGUUGCCCCUGGGUCUGGAGGCAUCGGUGAGAGGAUCCCUAGGGUACAAUCUCUUACCUUUGGGCUUCCCACGGUCAUCGCUAUUUAGAGUGGACGAGCACACUGGUCAGAUUUUCACGAAAGCCAGAAUAGACCGAGAAAGUCUUUGCCCCACGGACAGGCAAUGUGAUCUUGACAUUCAAGUGGCCGUGCAGUCCGCAGUUAGCCAGUUCUUCAAAAAGGUCAGAGUGACCAUCAGGGUGCAGGACAUCAACGACAACUCCCCCGCUUUUCCUAGACAGACCACCACCCUGAACAUCCUUGAGAGCGCCGCAGUCGGCACCAACUUUCCGCUGGAGUCGGCCACCGAUUUGGACAUCGGAACCAACGGAGUGCGGGACUACGAGCUGGCGCCGAACGAUGGCCCUUUCUAUAUCAACCUGACCCGAGUGGACAAUGAGAUUACAAUGAUGAGUCUUGUACUGCGGCAAGAGCUGGACAGGGAGACAAAGUCUAAUCACAGGAUGCUGCUGACGGCCAGGGACGGCGGGCAGCCCCCGAGAUCAGGCAGCAUGACCAUACUGGUUAAUGUCGAGGAUGUGAACGACAACCCUCCAGUCUUCGACAGGUCACUUUACAACGUCACGAUGCCAGAGAUUGCUUCUGCGGGCACUCCUGUAGUCACAGUAUCGGCCACUGACCAAGACACUGACCAGUACAAUAUCAAGGAGUACAGGUUCGCUCCACUGGACCGCGAAGACGUCACUAAGUACUUCGCUAUCAAUGGUUCUACUGGACAGAUCACAGUGUCAGGGUCACUGCUAGAGAAACAAGGGGACACCUUUAGAAUUCUUGUGGAAUGUCUAGACAAAGGAGUUCCGCCACUGGUGUCCAGAGCUGAGGUAGACGUGACGGUGGAGGACACGGUCAACAGCGCCCCCAUAGUCAGUGUGAACAUCAUGUUUGGCGGCUCUGUCUCAGAGUUGGCUCAGUCUGGCACUGUGGUGGCGUUAGUUGGAGUGCUGGAUCGGGACGCUGGUUUGAACGGUUUGGUGUCCUGCUCCAUUGUGAGCGAUGCCUUUGAGCUGCAGCCGCUGUCGGUCAAUGAAUACAAGGUCAUUGUGGUCAGAAAACUGGAUAGAGAAGUUGAACCAGUGCUUAACGUGACCGUCACGUGUGAGGAUGCAGGCUCUCCCAAGAUGUCCAGCUCUGUUAAUUUUGAAGUCAAGGUCAAGGACGAGAAUGACAAUUUCCCAGUUUUCACUGAAUCUCUCUACCAAAAGUCCGUCCCAGAAAACAACCGCCCAGGUCAGGUGAUCCUUAAAGUUACAGCCACUGACGCAGACUACGGAGAGAAUGGGCGAGUGUCCUACUCUCUCGUUGGCGUGGACGAUGAGCUGCUCCGCAUCGACACGCGUGGAAGCAUCUCUGCCGUGAAGUCCUUGGACCAUGAGGUAACGCCCUUGCUGAGGUUCAAGGUCGUGGCCAUGGACAAUGGCGUGGACAGAAAGAGCUCGACAGCUGAGGUUAUCAUAGAGAUCACCGACUUAAACGACGAGGUCCCGACCUUUGAGAAGUCUUCUUAUGAGUUUGAGGUCAGUGAAAACAUGUCAGAGAAUACCACCGUUGGGUCAGUGCUGGCCACAGACAGGGACAGUGGCGAUAAUGGAAAGAUUGUGUACUCUCUUCUGCCAAAGCUGAGUCCAUUUAUAAUUUUGACCAAUGGUCUUAUUGUAACCAAAGAUAUACUGGACAGAGAGCAGCGAGAUAGCUACACAAUCACUGUGUACGCGGAAGACAAAGGAAGGCCUCCCUUGACCGGAAGCACCACCGUGGUGGUAAAAAUAGGGGACCAGAAUGACCACAGGCCCAGGAUAAUCUAUCCACGAAGUGGCAACAGUACAGUGGCUGUGUCAUUUGAUGCUAAGCCUGGAUCAGUCGUGCUGAGUAUCCUCGCCGAGGACGAAGAUGAAGGCGCUAACAAGGAACUGGAGUACAUCCUGGCGUCCAACACGGCCUCGUCAAUCUUCAAACUGACCAAAGACAAAGGGGAGCUCAUUCUGCAGAGGGUUUUGACCCCGCAGGACUCCGGCCGGCACCGGCUAACCGUGGUGGUCACUGAUAAGAGCUCUGCGUUUCCACUUUUCACGAACUCCACGUUUGACGUCAUCAUUUUUGCGCCCAACGAGACCGAGGCCCAGAGCAAAGACAAAGAGAAGGAACAUGUUCUGGUGGUCAUCAUUCUGGGCGUGGUCACCGGAGUUGUAACGGUGGCGGUCAUCAUCACCAUUGUGGUCAUUAGGCGAGCUGACGCCCAGAGAAGGAAGUACCAUCAUUCCAGGGCCAAGAUGGUCUCCGAAGUUGAAAAGUUGGAGUCGGACAAAAACACAGUGGGUUACGUCAUCAGUAACAGUGUAUCUGAUGGGACCAAGACAAGGGGAAGUCACGACGGAAGUGGUGACAUGACAAGGGACACUACUCAAGAUGAAGGAUUUGGAGACAAGUCGUUCAAUACUUCCCAAGGGUCAGGAGGCACUAGUGACCAAUCAGACUGGAACAAAGCUUUGAGGUUACACCAGGACCUACUCAAGCUUCACGGCGUGGACCCAUCGUGUCUCAUGCACAGCGCCACUGGGGAUGACGUCACCAGCGAUGGAUCCGGGGAGAGCACCACGUGCGACAGUGGGCGUGGCGGAAGCGAGGAAGAUAACGGAAGCCAUGGAAGGGCGUCGCCCGUUAAUAAAGAUGUGUCUAGCUUCAACAAUCUUAACAAUCCCCCAAGACCGCUGAGACAAUCCUUUGGACAAAGAGUCCCAAACAUUCCAAGGUCCGGCUUCCCUCUCAUGACCAUCAGGCAGCAUAGCAACUCUUCAUCGGACGCCAAGUCUCCCACGGGCUCCAUGCGAUCCUUCAGCGCCCCUCCAGUGAAGCAUGUCUCCUUUCGGGACGACUUCCGUCAAGAUUGGUCAGACCUGCCGCUCCGAGGACCCAUCUCUCGACCGAGUGAGGACACCAAAUGGGGCUCCACCUUCGGUGUCGAUCUGAACCGGUCGAAUAUCCGAGGCCAAGGCGGGGAGCUCAACCUGAUCCUCGACCACAGCUUCGACACAGCCGACGACGGUAACAGCACCACUACCAGCGGGAGCUACACGGUAGAUGACCUGUCACCUCGCGGCAUCAACCUUCACAAUUACCUUCCGGAACAGGCAGCAGUUUGACGUCACAAGCAGGCCUUUAGCAUUAUAUACUAAAACAAUUCAUUCAAACUACAUCCAAGAGGACUACAACGCUCUGGAAAAUAGUUCCAAUUAAAUGCGAAACCAAGGUUUUACUUGGAGAGGGUCUUGCAGAAUCGUAAAGGUUGCGUAACUAAUGAACCGGGAAAGGUUAACGCUACGUACAGCCGUAGUACAUUGGCUUCAAGACAAAAUUUCCCGGUCCGGGAAUCCUGCUUUUCCUUGAUUACGUCCGUAUACAUGUUUACUGACAUAUCUACGACUCCAGUAUGUGGCGAAACCUUUGACCUCCCGCUAGACUGCUGGGCAGGAAGUAAGAUUUAAAAAAAAGAAGGAAAAAAAAGUGUACACAAUACCAUCUGCAGCCACUCUUUUACCGACUCGGAUAUUUAGUAAACAACUCGCGCAUAUCGACAGAUCUGGCCCCAGGUCUGAAACCCUCUCUGGCCAUCUCUUCUAACAUCUGUAACGGAAGAAACAAAAGUCGCGUAGAAGUUUCUUUUGUGUGCACAAAAAUUGUGCGAGUUUGUUGCUUUUUAAUAUUUCCAAAACAAUGUUUGGCUUUUUCAGUGUAAGGCAAGAUAGUGCAGGUAACGAAUGAAGAAUUGAUUCUCUUUUGAGAUAGGUGAAAGUUAGAGAUUACAGACAGAUGUAAAUAAUGUUUAUACAAAAUACUGAUAGUUCGUUAGCGGAGCAGAACUGUGAAGACAUUGAGCUUAUUAUUUAUAGACUUCUUUGCAAUAGGUUUCUUUUUGAUUGAAGUUUUAACACUUACCAACAAAUUUGAAAGAACUUAAAAAACUUGGACUACCGAUGGAGUUAUUUAAAUAUCAGAAUGUAUAUGAGCUGCUAAAUGUUGCGUUUAGGAAAACAUUGACUUUGAGUAGGCGUUAAGCAAGUUUUGACUCAUGUUAGACAAAUAUAUUUAGCAAUAUGGACGAAAUUUGAGCCUUCAGAUGCAAUAUGCCUGAAGUGUUUACAUGUGUAAAAUAUAUUUAGAUGUCUUCUGUUAGUAGCUAAGGUUUCUUUUAAGUAGUUCUUACUGUGCCUAGUUCAAUUUUAAAUAAAUAACGCGAGCAAAAAGAAAUAUAUGCAACAUCUGAAGAUGUACAGCUAAAAAAAACAAAACCUGCCCAUACGAUGUUUGCCUUUACUUUUCGUGUUAAACAGACAAGUGAAAUUAAUAGUUCCUUUUAAACAGAAGUGUAAAAUGGUAUUAGGGUAAGACGUACAUGUCUCUUUUACAUACCAUCCAAUCGAUGGAAUGGCUUCAAACUCUACCAAGACUUCUUAUAUUCCUUUGUAUGUUAUCAUUGUGAAAUAUGUGGAAUUCUACAUUCUUGCAAAUCUAACGCAAUUUUAAUGUUCAGUUACAUUUCUUUAGCAAUAUGAAUUUACUAACAAAGAAAUAACCAAACAUGAGUAAAUAAAUAAAUAAUAAAUGUUGAAAUGUAACAAAUUGUAAAUUACUCUGUAUAUUUGAAUUUUUAUGUUCUGGUUGAGAAAUGUUUGAUAUGUCAUGAGCUCGCCUGGAGUCUGCUUGUUUUUUUGUAUUUAUUUAUCUCCCUUGUUUGUAUCUCAUCAUUGCUAAAGUUAGCGAUAUGAAAGAAAAUGUUGACACCUUAGGAAAAAGGGCAAAGUUCAUGGAGAGUUUAGGUACACAUUUCUCAUCUUGUUUUUUUUGUUCUCUUAAUCAUUGUUGUAUUGUAAAUAGUUAUUUAUAUUGAAGAUCUGGAUGACCAGGUCUGGACUAGUCUACGUCACAUGAGUUGUGUUUGCAGCAGGUCGUGUUCGCUAUAUUUGAAUUCCAAAACUAAAUGCUGAGGUAUUAGCACAGUAGAGACAUGAAGAUCUAGCCAAGUCAAAAUACACGCGUUCUAUAUAAAAGUAAAACUCAUUUUCUUUGCUGAUACAUUUAUUUAUCUCUUUCAAUAAAGAUCUACAAUGUUCUAAAUGUCUAUAGAAAUGUUUAUAUUAACAAAACAUACCCCUCAGCAGUGCCGGCCUUAAGCCACUGCAACCUAUGCGGUCGCAGUGGGCCCCGCAAUUUUAUAGGGCCCGCGCUAAUUCUAUGAGUAAAUUAUUAAAUUAAACCAUUAUAACUUAUAUAUAAUAGCAGGGUUUCCGCUGCCUCUUGAUUUUACAGGGUCUUCUGUAAUUGCAAAAUAUAAGAAAAAGUCUAGGAAAUCUGAAAUUAUUAAAAUCUCCUGAAAAUAGACAAACAUUUUAAUUUUGGGGUGUCAAUCGAUAGAAAAAAAAAACGGCAUUGUCAGCUUUCAUUUAAUAAACUUUUAUUACUAAGACGAAUGUAUUUUCUAAUACAAAAUCUUAAUUUUAACGUUAUGCUUAUUCUUAUCAAGACUGGUCCACGCGCCAUUCAUUUCGAAUAGGGCCCUGCAAUUGUUAGAGCCGGCCCUGCCCCUCAGUCAGUACGUUUCAUAAUUACCUUUAAUUUCACGGUGUAGAAUCUAAUGAAGAGCAAGGUUCUUUUCUAGAACUUCCAAAUGAGUUGAAAAAAAAAAUAUUUCUGUGGAUUUAUUUCGAACACCACGAUAUAUUCGAAUUGUAAUAUUUAGACAAAUGAAUUGUAAGAUAUGUGUACUAACAUGUAUGUGCCUGCAUGACAGUGUGUUGGUUUACUCGGAGACUCUGUAUACUGAGACUUGCUAUUGUGUAUUCAUUUUGUUUUAUGUUUAUUACAUUUAAUGUAAAACUGAUGUGCAAGUGUGUGUGUGUGUGUGUUACAUGUGUGACUUGAUGUGUACAUAUUUAUGAACCAAUGUUUGAAAACCACUGAUGACAAAACAGUAUGACCAGUAUUAAUAAAGUAUAUUAACAAUAUAACAAAUCGAGUUAUAUUUCUCUU